Molecule: messenger RNA, 849 nt
Organism: Daucus carota subsp. sativus
Lineage: Eukaryota; Viridiplantae; Streptophyta; Magnoliopsida; Apiales; Apiaceae
Exons: 4
Coding region: 124-522 (132 amino acids)
Biological process (GO): mitochondrial respirasome assembly
Source: RefSeq, a predicted model, not a curated record
UUUGAUUAGCGAUCGAUAAUACCAAGAAUCCAACACCCGCUUUCUCUCUCCUCAUCAUCGUCAACACUCUUGUUCUCUCCCAAUCUCUCUCUCUCUCCCGCACACACAAAUAUCUACAUACUAAUGGGCUUGAAAGAUAAAAAAUCGAAGCAAACGAACAGCAGCAAUCAGCAGCAGCACCAGAACGGUGGUCACUUUUCUCCUUUCAAAUUUGCUAAAUUGGUUGAUCCCGAUGCCUCCUGGGACAAGGAUCAAUUGGGCGACGUCCUACAUUGGAUCAGACAAAUAGUUGCCCUUUUAUGCGGGUUGAUAUGGGGUGCAAUUCCUUUGAUAGGUGGCAUCUGGAUUGUCAUAUUUCUAGUUAUCUCCUCUGCACUAAUUUAUGGUUAUUAUGCAAUGCUGCUAAAAGUUGAUGAAGAAGAUUUUGGUGGUCAUGGUGCUCUCCUGCAAGAGGGGCUCUUUGCUUCUAUAACGCUUUUUUUGCUUGCAUGGACUUUGGUUUACAGUCUGGGACACUUUUAAUGGCCUCAAUCUCAUCAAUACUGCAGCCUCUCUUUUUCCUACCUGUAGCUUUCUAUGAGUUGGCCAAUUUUAGGACUCAAGCACAUUGCUCCAGAUAAGACCAGGAAAUCCUGCAGUCCAAAUCAUUGAGCAUUUUGGAACCAUUUCUUCAGUCUGUGCAGUGUCAGCUUUCAGUGGGCUGGCAUGCUUAGCUUUUAAUGAUAUUUAGUUUUUUUUUGUACUCUAAUAGUUUCAUUGGCGGGAACUCAAUCAUGUUUUAGUCAAGUAAUAUUGUGUAUGUUGUAUUGAUUUAAAUGCAUUAUAAUUCCAUAUGUACUUGUGGGAGAA